CUUUUUUUUUUUUUUUGGUGAUGGUGAUGUUAUGGCUCCUCUUUUUCUUCAUCUUCUUCCCUCCUCUUUAUCAUCAUUUAAAUCAUCAUCAUCAUCUUCUUGUUCUUGUUUUUCUUUUCCUUUUUUCACUUGUUUUUGUUCUUUUUGUUUUUCUUUUCUUCUUCUUUUUCUUCUUCUUCUUCUUCUUCUUCUAUUUUUUUUUCAUUAUUUUUAUCAAUGUUACAAUCACUGUCUUGCUUAUAUUACUGGUAGGAGUAUUUUUUAUCUUCUUAAUAACCGAAAUGUUCUUGUAGCAGGAGGAGAAGGAAGAGUUAUCUGUUUGCACAAGAUAAGGCAUCUCAUACUAUUACUACUACUGCUAUUACUAAUGUUACUACUACUUCUACUACUACGACUACUACUGCUACUACAAUUCUGAACUCUCUGCCCACGCCAUAUCAUUCCCUUGUCACUUCCUCCACCACCCACUCAACCACCAUCACCAUCACUUCCACCACCAUUUCCACCACCACCACCACCUUCGUCACUAUCAUCUCCGCACACUCACGUUCUACGACGACCAUUGCCUUAUCUUCCACCUCCACUUAACGACCACCACCACCACCACCACCAUUGUCAUACCACCACCACUAUCAUCACCACCACCAUUAGCAUCAAGGAUUAAUUAGAGUUGAUGAUGAAGCCAUGAUGUCAGCACUUAUGAUGUAUCUCUCUCUCUCUCUCUCUCUCUCUCUCUCUCUCUCUCUCUCUCUCUCUCUCACAUGCAUUUGAUUGUUAUCUCUUUCAGCUACACUCAUAUUUUUCCCUCACAUUUUCUCUGUUUGCUCGAAUACCUUAUUUUUGACUCAUCCCAGUAAGAGAGAGAGAGAGAGAGAGAUGGGGGGAGAGGGGGAGGCCCUUUCACUGGCAAGGCCUACUAAUGGACGUCCUCAUCUGGCAAACUGUUAUACGAGUCGCUAAAAACAGAAACCCGAGAAAAGGCAGAGAAAAAGUGCGGCAGAAGUAAAAAACUGCUGAUGAUUUACUGUGCGAAACAAAAGCUGAGGAGGAAGGGAAAGAAAAGGCGGAGGCAGUAAAAGGAGGCGGAUGAGGAGGAAGAAAUGAAAGUCUAUGACUCUAUAUCAUGAGCGGUGUUCGUCGAGGUGAAUGUGUUGUUUAUUGUCACGGCGAACCGUAAAGUUUUCUCCUGAAGGUAGGCAAGGCUUGUGAGGCGUCAUUACGGACCCACACGCUGCGGGACGCCGGAGAGAAGAUCGAGGCGCCGGGAAAAGCGCGCCAUCAGCGAAUAAUUAAUGGGGAGGGACGCGGACUGGCGGUGCUCUGAGCAGUGGGUCCAUCACGCUGAUAACAUGACUUAGGACGACGUGACCGAGAGCCAGAGAGAACCAGCAAUGGUCCAUUAAGGAACAGACGGCUUCACCAGGAGGAAAGUGAGAGAGGGCGAGGGAGAGCUGCUCACAUCGUCAUCAUGUUCUCCAAGGUGUUUCGUCUGGAGAAGAAGAGUCGGGAGGAUAGGGCCACACCCCCGCGGCCUGCCUCCUCAGGAGACAAGCGGCCUAUCUAUGUCCCACUGCAGCAGUCCACCCUGCUCCAGGCCAAGAAGCGGGCCACGAUGCACGACGCGCAAGCCGAGGCCAUGGAACAAGAUCUUGACCUGCUGGAGCUGGUGUGCCGCAGCGACAGCCUCCACCGCCGCCUGGACGAGCUGCAGGCCAAGUACGAGAGGAUGGACGAUGGCAUGGAGAACCUGGUGGUGCGGCGGGAGGUGCGGGUUGGUCCGCAGCCUCAGGGCUACCCAGCCAAGAGGCUCGUUGGUAUCAGGAUCUCUAGAUCCUUUGAGGAACCCGAAUGCAAAAAACCCAACCUUCUGCAGAGGAUCUUCGGGCACCGAUCCAAAAGCAAAGACGAUCUUCUCAACUUGGACUUGGACCCUCCGCGCUCCUCCUCCGCUUUGGCUGACCGACCAGCCUCCAGCAACCUCCUGGCACCGCCGCCGCUGCCCAUGCGUGGGCGGCGCUCCGCCAGCGAAGACAUGCUAUCCUCCAAGGACUUGUUUGAGCGGCGGUCAGACAAGAGGCAGAACUGGGGCUCCGAGGUGUGGGAACGAGACGGCUUGUUCCAGUGCCAAAUUACACCGCCGCCACCGCCGCCUCCGCCUCCGCCAGUCGAGGAAAUGGGGAUUCCCAAAGGCGGCGGCCUGAAGAGGAAACGUGCAAUACGGAUCCCAAAUCCGCACAGGGUGAGGGAGGCAGCCCUGGGGUCCACGGACUCCUGCAGUGAUUCCACAGACUCGGACAAAGAAGGGAAGGGACGGAGUAGCGCAGGACUCAGCCGACCGCAAGAAAUUUCUUUUGGGAACCACGUGGACGCCCGCCCAACCCAGCGCAGGGAGGGAGGCUGGAGGCCUGCCUCCGCCUCUGUGAGUCCAGGGGACGGCAGCAGCAGAGCGAAGAAUGGCGACGACUCCCAGCGCAGGGAGGGUGGCUGGAGGCCUGCCUCCGCCUCUGUGAGUCCUGGGGACGGCAGCAGCAGAGUGAAGAAUGGCGACGACUCCCAGCGCAGGGAGGGUGGCUGGAGGCCUGCCUCCGCCUCUGUGAGUCCUGGGGACGGCAGCAGCAGAGUGAAGAAUGGCGACGCUGUGGGCAGAACCCCGGGAAACGACCCCGAAGUGUGGAAAUGCGACACCGGGCUGGCUGGCCAGAAGCGAAGCCCUGGAGAAGGAAGGGAGCCGGCUGCAAGUCUUGCACUGCGUCGGCGACGGGAGGCCUUCGCCAAGGAUAAAAGAAGCAUUGAAGUCACAGAGCCGUUUGAACGGCCGACGCGGAAGACGCCUCGUGCCACAUCCUUCGAGGAGUGCCUAGUGAGGGACGGAGCGGUGCGGCGCUGCCCCGGCAGGAUUAGCGAACAGGAGGAGCAGCCUUGUGUCCCGUGUCCCCAGCAGGUGUCACCUAGCAACGAGCCAAGGAUCAAACCGAUCCUCAAAAAUACAGACAAACCCAGACCCAAGACUGACCUGCCGGCCGCCCUCACCCGCAGCGACAGUUCCCGGGAGGUGCUGCUGACCCGGACGCCAAGCAUCCGGCGUCACCACCGCUGCCCGAGCUCCCCGGGGGUCACGGCCCGCACCGUUAGCCCACACAAGGUGCUCAGGUCACAAGCCUCUCUGGAAGGCUCUAGGAUGCGCCCCUCCCCACAGAGUCAGUUUGUUCCCCACACCUGCGGGCGGGGGCGGGGGUUCCUGGCCAAAGCCUACAGCACUGAGGAGGGUCCUAGGUCCCUCGGCCACUACAGAACGCCUGACCCUGGGAAGGUGUGCGAGGCGGCCGAGGGCUCGGAGCAGGAGCAGCAGCAGCAGCAACGGGCCAAAAGUUCAAGUUGUCAGGAUCUUCCUGGAAAACUUCCCACGACAGCGUCCAUCCAGGAGCUGGACCACUUCUUGUCGGCCAUCAUCGACAAUCUGGAGGCGCAGCUGCAGCAGUCUGGCGGAGGCAAGACCGGCCCGCGCCGCCCUGUCGUGGAGGACCCCAGGUGGUGGAGGAAGAAGAAAAAGGAUGGCGAGGAGGCGAAGUAUCAAGAAGGGAAAAAAACAGAAAUUGAAAAAAGGAAUGAAGAUCAAGAGAAAGAAGAGCAGAACGUCCUGAAGGGGGAGGAGGAAGAGUUGGAAGUUAUGACGGAGGAGGAGGAGGUGGAGGCGGAGCCUGAUGCUGAGACGGAGAAAGUGGAUGAGAAGGACGAGAAAAUAGAAGAGGAGGAGGAGGAGGAGGAGGAGGAGGAGGAAGAGGAGGAAAAGGAGAAGGAGGAGGAGGAAAAGGAGGAGGCUAAAAAGUUGAUGGUGGAGAAGGAGAAGGGGGAUAGGAAGAAGGAGGAGGAGGAGAAGGAGGAAGAGGAGGAGGAGGAGGAAGGGGAGGAGGAGGAGGAGGAGAAGGAGAAGAAGAGGGAGGAGAAAGGACAGCUGCAAAGUCAACAGCAGCAAAACCAUCAAGAACAGCAGCAGCAACCUCAACAACAGCAGGAACAACAACAACAACAGCAACAACUAGAGCAGCAGCAGGAGCCUCAUCAACAGCCGCAAGAGAAGCUGGAGCCGAUGAGAAGUGACGGCAUGAGCGAGUGUGGAGCAUGUGGAAGGCGCUGGGUGGAACCUCGCCUGCUGCCCUGCCUCCACACCAUCUGCACGCCCUGCCUCCACGCCCGCGCCACUCAGGUCACGCCGCCGGCCACCUACACCACCGUUUCCACCACCACCGCCACCAGAACCCAACAAGCGACCCCGACCCCAGGCAGCAGAUGCGGGUCAAGGGCAUCCCAGGAGCAGGAGGUCACCGCGCUGUCCUGUACCUCCACCGCCGCCCCGAGUCCUUCCUUAGCUCCUGACGGUGACUCCCUGGGACACGCGAGCCCUCUGUGUAAUGGAAACGUCAUCACCGCCACCACCGCCGCCGCCACCGCUGCCGCCUCAAAGGAUGAAGGGCUUCCCACCACCACCAUCACCACCGCCGCCACCUCCACAUCCUCCACCACCUCGCCCACCUCCCCUAUCAGCUGCAAGACCUCGCCGCAGGACAGUCGGGAGGCGCACGAGGCCGCUGCGAGGGAGCUGGAUUCUGUGAUCGAGCUCCUGACGCAGCUCUCGCCGGGAUCAUGCCGCGCCAGCCCCAUGCCCACGCUGACGGUCACCUCCACGCCCUCGCAAACGCCCAGCCCCUACCACGCCCCCCGCUUCACGCCCGGGCAGGAGGACUCGCUGCUGUCCCCCUCGAGCACCCUGGACUCGCGCUGCUCCUCCAGGACGAAGUCAAGCGGGAGGUCGUCCAGCUGUGGGAGCAAAGGGGUGUGGGCGGUGUGGUGCCCGGAGUGUGGCUACGAGGCCGAGGUUCCCCCUGGCGGCGUGGAGUGUUUCCCUCUCAACUACGUCCUCCAGAAGCAGCUUGUCCUCGAGGCUCUCAACUCUUCCUCGACCAUCAUCUACUGCGACCUCUGCCAUGACGAGGUGGUGGCUGAGCAGCGCUGUAACACUUGCCCAGUGAACCUGUGUAGCCUGUGCAGUCAUGCCCACGCCCGCCAGCGCCGCACCGCCCACCACAAGGUUGUCUCUCUGCAGGAGGCGCGGGUGCAGGGUAUCCGCGAGGUGGCCCACACGCUGGUCUGCUCCACCCACGGCGAGGGGGAGGUGGGCUGGUGGUGCCGCGGGUGUCAGGAGCCUCUCUGCGCCACUUGCCUCGCGACGAUCCACUGCGGCCACCAGACGUCCACGGUGGAGCAAGAGGCGCCGCACACCCGUAGGAGUCUCGCUGCUCUCCUCGACCAGGCCACGGAGAGGAUGAACCAGCUGCUGGGCACGGUGGAGGAGCUGACGGGGGCGGCGGCGCGGGUGCAGCAACGCGGCCACUCCGUAAGCGACCAAGUGAACGCCUUCAUCGACGACUACAUCCUGGCGCUUGAGGAACACCGCCACAUCCUCCUCCGGCAGGUGCGGCAGGCGUGCGAGCGGUCACAGCGGAGUAUCGUCACGGAGUCGCAGCGGGCGGGGCAGACGGCGGCGUGGCUGCGGCAGGGCUGUGACCUGACCCACGACAUGCUGCACCACGCGGGCCACGCCGAGACCCUGGCCCUGGCGCCGCUCCUAACACACAGGCUCCAGACGCUGCUGCUGGAGCGGGUGGGGGGCUGGGAGCGCUGGGAGAAGCUGGACCUGCUACGCGAGCACCGGGCGGGGCGCGUGCGGGGCCACAAGGUGCACGGCGUGUUAGCAGACUCCCCGGCGCACCCCGCCCACUCCAGACUCAAGCCGCUCUGCGAGGUGGGCGGCGUGGUGAUGGGCGCGCGGGUGAUGGCGCUGCUGGUGGCGAGGGACGCGGACGGCCAGACCAUCACCCACGGCGGCGAGAGCGUGGCGGCCUCCUUCCUCACGCCAGACGGCUCCUCCACACUGUAUGUGACUCCGUCUAUCUGCCUUGAGUUGGCCGUGGAGUGUGGGUGCUCCGUGCGUGAUCGAGAGGACGGCUCCUACGAGAUCGUGUUUAGCCCUCCGGUGGCGGGGAUCGGCGCCCUGCACGUGACUCUGCAAGGGGAACACGUGGCGGGAAGUCCUUUGGAAAUAACAGUGAAAUCGGCGUCGGGCAGUGGAGGUGGAGGCGGCAGCAGCAACAGCAGCACCGCUAGCGUGGAGGCAGGGCGAGAGGGUGGCGGAGGCGGCGGGGCUGGAGGCGGGGGCGGUGGUGGAGUUGGUAGUGGUGGUGUGGGACGCGAGGGGUCAGGGGGGCCACGCCAGCACACCGGCGUGUACCACUGCUGCACCUUCUGCUCCACUGGUGGGGACAAGACCGCCACCUGUGCUUGUGGCGCCACGAUUCACGGGUAUAUGGGGUGCGGCCACAACCACAAGGGUCACCCGGGGCAGAAGCACUGGUCCUGCUGCGCCCAGACGAGCCCCACCGGCCCUUGCACGCGGCCGGUCUCCCAGUACUACCAGGUGACGCUCUAACGACCCUGAGCCUGCCCCUGCUCCCUGCUGACUCGUGACGCUCCGCUGCUGGCCACUCUGCAAUGACAACAGUAACAAGAACAACAGCAGCAGCCACAAUAAGGAUAACAAUAACAAGAGAAUCAAGAACAAAAACAGCAGUAGCAUCAACAUUGACACAAUAUCAGCAACAACAGCAUCAAUAACAACAUUACAACAGCUUCUACAAGGGCAACAAGAACAAGAAUAAUAAGAGCAAUAUUGCCACAGCAACAAGAACAACAACUGUCGCAGCAACACAACAGUAUUUAUUGUAACAGCAUCACCAGCAUUAACAAAACUACAACAACAACAACAACCAGAACAAAAUACAAGUAGCAGCAAAAACAACAUCAUCAGCAACAUCAUGUGCUCAGUACUUAAGCGUUUCAACGUCAUCUCUGUUAGUUAUUACCCAACAUCACCUCUGUGCAGGGUUCACCGCACGCCUCUACGUAACGAUAAACGUGAUCUCUUAAUUGUUACCUCUCUCUCUCUCUCUCUCUCUCUCUCUCUCUCUCUCUCACACACACACACACACACACACACACACACACACACACACACAAUAACCAUUUAUUAUUAUUAUUAUUAUUAUUAUUAUUAUUAUUAUUAUUAUUAUUAUUAUUAUUAUUAUUAUUAUUAUUAUUAUUAUUAUUAUUAUUAUUAUUAUUAUUAUUAUUAUUAUUAUUAUUAUUAUUAUUAUUACACACACACACACACACACACACACACACACACACACACAAUAACCAUUUAUUAUUAUUAUUAUUAUUAUUAUUAUUAUUAUUAUUAUUAUUAUUAUUAUUAUUAUUAUUAUUAUUAUUAUUAUUAUUAUUAUUAUUAUUAUUAUUAUUACACACACACACACACACACACACACACACACACACACACACACACACACACACACACAUUAACCAUUUAUUAUUAUUAUUAUUAUUAUUAUUAUUAUUAUUAUUAUUAUUAUUAUUACACACACACACACACACACACACACACACACACACACACACACACACACACCGGCUGACAACAAAAGUUCUUGGACAGAAAACAGACAAGACUGUUUCACUGUAAUAUUCAUGGCGUCUUUGUGAUUUAUGUUACCGUGCUUCGGUGUUAGUCGUAACUCUAGAUGUGGCGAGGCCUCGGGACGGUGCUGCGGGCUGAGCGUGGCGGCGAGGAUGUUGCUUACCUGGGCAGCAUUCAUGUUCGUGUCAGGGGCGUCCACACACUCUCGAACAUGUGCUUUCAACCCCACGCUUACCAAAAUUUUUCAUUACAUGGCGGCAACAACAGCUGUACCAUUAGUCCCUAAAAUAUUAGUAACUUUUUUGUGUGAACUUGACGGUAAACGAGAUAAGUUAUGAGUGUUCCCACAUUAGGCAGUCUUGUGACCACCAUAAGUGCGCUCAUCCGACAUCCAUGCAAUCGCCAUGUAACCUCGUCCACAUGUGCCGGUAGUCAGUGUUGCCAACAUGUGCAGGACACGUACUGCAAGAUUAUUGAGGGCUUGGUCUUGAGGGUGUUGUUUAUUAUGUUGCCAGCAUAUCUCCGAGGGCAUGUGUGGACGGCUCUCCAGGUGUAGUGCGUCAGGCCCACACUGAGGAGGGUCGCAGGUCACCUCAGGCGUUUACGUGGCCACUUACUGAUGGUGUGGACCCACCUGAAGUGUACCUGGCCAACAUGUGAUGAUACGCUGAUGAGCGGCCUCCAGAAGAACUAUCGAGUCACUGCAAUACUCUGUGGAAAAUUGUUGAUGGCAGGAAAGAUUACCCGAAGUAUUUCUCGGUGUUGUGGAUCACUUCUCUUCUUCACCGAGCACCGCGGCUGCCUCACCAGACGCGAAUCCCGUAAAGCGGCUGCCCGGCUGCUGUGGCCACACCUGCCCUGCUUUAAGUGGUGUCGUCUGCCGGGAGGUGUGGCAGGCAGGUAGGCAGACAGGCAGGAUGGCUGGGCGUAGCCGCGGUUGUCUCCCUGAUGCCUUGUGGAUGUCGUCUCGUCAAACCUCUUCAUGAACAUGUUGAACUACGAAAAAGAAGCUUAUAUUUUCCCGCCUUGAGACUCAUGCAUUAGUGUACUUUACUCUGGAACAGCCGGAAAGCAACGCUCAAUCCCGUACGUCAAGCAUUAUCGACUGGAGAGGGACGCUCAGUCUCUCGCUCAGUUUCCUGAUGAGGCUUACUGGACUCACUUCAUCAACAGCAUUUGGCACGAGCGUCCUUCUCAGCGACGAUCACUCAGCGCCGCUGAGCGAGGGGGAUGUUCGGUGUGCCGAUACACUUGACUCCGAAGCUCCGAGCACUAACGGUGGGCGAGACGCGGCUCACGAAGUUGCUCGACUCACUGACGUGAACUAUUCCAUUUCCUUUAUUUUUUCACAUGAACUGUCCCUGUACCUGUAUAUUCAGAGUUAUAUAUGUGUUUAUGAUGAUAAAGUUUACUUUUAUC
This is a messenger RNA of Eriocheir sinensis (Chinese mitten crab), 8956 nucleotides long. RefSeq lists its product as uncharacterized. Lineage: Eukaryota; Metazoa; Arthropoda; Malacostraca; Decapoda; Varunidae. Gene Ontology annotation, biological process: positive regulation of DNA-templated transcription. The coding region runs from base 1469 to 6484 and encodes 1671 amino acids. The transcript is spliced from 13 exons. Gene Ontology annotation, molecular function: protein binding; zinc ion binding; ubiquitin-protein transferase activity. The record is from RefSeq and is a predicted model, not a curated record. Gene Ontology annotation, cellular component: chromatin; nucleoplasm.